UCUCGAUCACCAUCACCCGGACGCACGGGAAUCACGCACAGGAAUCUUCAUUUUUGUUGUUGUCGUGUGCGCUGCUUUCUCGGAUUGUCGCGCCUUCGACGGUUGCCUCUAGUCUCCAGGCAGCAUGACGGAACUUGCUCUCGCCUUUUAAGGAUAAUAAUGGUCCGCUUCAAAUGUACAUCUUUACUGAGCUGGAGCUGAGGUUUCAUUCGGAGUCCAACUGGAUCCACACAGCGGGAUGGAUACGAAUGAGUUUGCAGUGCUGAAACUUUUAAUUGUUGGGAUCUUGGUCAAUGCCUGGAUGGUGGGAGAAUUGACAGCUACUGAGAGUUUCAACAUCGAACCUACUUCUGCCCGACCAAGGAGAGCCUGCAAUGAGUCCCGCUUGGAGUGGGAAGUGGAGAUUUGUGGUGAAGAGUUCAAGCGUGACAUGGCUCACAUAGACCCUCAGUACUGGUGUAACCUCACUCACUUUAUCAGUGAGUACCAUAUCUUCACGCUCUGCACAGAGAGCAAAUCUCUCACCGUCCACUGCUACUGGCCGAAUCCCCUGGUGGAGAGCUACAUCAUCCGCAUACACAAGCACUUUUUCUCCAACUGCACUUUGGAGCAAGUGGUAUGGGUCGAUCCCCCGGACAACACUCUCACCAUCCUUAUCCUAAUCCCUGUUUCCCUCACCUUGGCCAUGAUCGCCUUGGUGGUGUGGUGCAGCAAGCGAAGCGACAACCUGGCUUAGAAGGGAAGGCAGAGAGAUGGACUCUGAAUGAAAAGACAUCAUCAGAAGAUCACUGUACAAUUCAAGCAGCGUUCAAAAGUUGUGGGAGUUUGCUUUUCACGAUCAUUUGAUCUGCAAACACAUUCCAGCAAUCUAGUACCUAAGCAUCUUCAGACAAGAAAAAGUUCAAACAUUUUGGGUGCUUUCACACUUGCAUGCAGUUAUCUAUAGAAGCCCAACAGAGUCAUAAUUAAAUUCAUAAAAACAGCAUUUUGAAAUAAACACCAUUUUGAUAAAAUAGCAGACAAAUGUUGAAUAUGGCCUUUAGAUUGUAAAAUAAGGUAAUAACUAUCUAAAAAAGAUUUUACAAUAUAAAAAGUGUUUUUCAUAGUGUAAUUUUUUCCAAAAUGGCCUUUUUAAUUCAUAAUGUCAUUUUUUCAGCACAAAGACUUGGUCUCUGUAGAUCAAAUAUAUAAGGUGGAGAGAGCUCAUCCAAUAGCAGAGGGGCAGGCGUACUUAUAUCUGUGCUAAGGUGCUGUUUCAGCAGGCGGAUACGCACGAGUCAAGGCCGAAGAAACCUUGCACUUUUUGUGAGCUCUGGGACACUCGAAAAAUGGCUCACACAACUCUCCUUGCUAAGCUAAUUGAUAUCUCGAUGUAUGUUUGUGUGGAACUGUAGUUCACAAAUAACAAAAAAACUAUUCACAUUCUCGCCGAGACUAGUAAAACUCUUUACACGGCUAAUAUAAUCUCAUCUUUCCUACUCCUUGUCACUGUUUUCUAGUGCAAUCAUGAAAAAAAUGUCCCCUUCCUGGCGGCGUCUCCGUCAACUUGAUGCUGCCCAUGUCUGUGUCAAAAAUCAUUCAAUUGCUUAACUGCCUCUGCCUUAUGUAUUUAAUUGACAGAGUCAUUGUGUUGAAGCGCAUUGAGAUAGAUAUUAUGAAAUUUAAAAAAAAUACUUUGUACAAAACACUUUUUAUCUUGUGAAAUUUUGUAAAAAUAACAAAAAAGUUACUUGGAAAAAAAUGAUGACAUUUUUUUAAAAUAAAGAUUACAAAAAGAUGUAAUAAGAAAAAAUUCAAAGGAAUUAAAGAAAAAUAAAUAUAUUUCAUAAUACAAGUACCGUAAUUUUCUGACUGUAAGCCGCUACUUUUUUCCUCUCAUUUUGAAUCCUGCGGCUUAUAGUCUAGUGCAGCUUAUUUGUAGAUUAAUUUGGGUUAGUAGGAAACAUUUUCUUUGACACAAAAUGACAUAUGUCAUAAACAUUCACUAAUGCUCAUGGUGGUGUCAUGUAAUAAUUAUGAUGGUCUUAUGGCGCCAUUGUCAAAUAAAGUGUUACCAAAUACCAUAACGAGCAAUUAAUGAAACAACUGGAACAGUAACUGAAGAAAUAAUUAGCACAGAACAUAAAUUUUGAUCGUUAUUUGCAUCUAUAGCGCUGCAAUGCAUGUUAGGAGGCAUAUGGGACGACAAGUGUACACAUAAGGUGGCAGCCGAAGUUGACUCUCACCCCCAAGGGAUCAGUGAUGCCCAAAUGAAGCUUCUUGAAGCAAUGAAGCUUUGCAGCCUAUUGGUUCAAAGCUUCAUGGUGGUUCAUUUGAUCUUAUGACAGUCUUUUGAUGCCACUGUCAAAUAUAGUGUCACCGGUUAAUAUCUUUUGGAGUAAAUAUCCCAUAAUACAGCAAGGACAGCUGCGGGUUAUAGUCCAGUGCAGCAUAUCUCUUAACAAAUGCCAUUUUCGUGUCAAAUUUGGUGGGUACCAGUUUAUAGUCAAGUGCGCCUUAUAGUACAAAAAUUAUGGUAGUCUCCGGGUUAUGAAAGAAUUCCGUUCCUACAGUGCCCUUUGUACUCCUAAAUACUCCCUAAAUCUAGAAAAAAAACUUUCCGACAACAUGUAAAAUAAGACAUUGUACUGUCCUCGCCAAGACUUUGGAGCUCAGUCCUAGCUAGACAGCAAGCUAAAUGACCGUGUAGUUUGCUGACUUUAUUCAGCUGCUCAUGACAUUAACACUUGCAGACUGAAAGUAAAACAAAAAUAAAAUUAAAUAAGUUUCGUCGUCUGCUAUUUCAUCAAAAGGGUAUUUAUUUUAAAUUGUUGUUUUUAUUUAUUUAAUUAUGACACUUCAGGGCUUCCAUAAUUAUUAGUUACCAUCAAACUCAAGUUGUAUGAAAUAAUUGGCCAGGUGUGACUAAAGAAAUUUUGUGGUAGUUGAUCGGUUAGAUCUCCAAAUGAACUCUGGCAUGUGUUGAGAACUCGAUCUAAUGUUGUUCUGAAUCGUUUUUGGCCCAAAUGGCAUAGUGAGCAUGUUCGCAGUUAGCAUGUUACAUCGACAAUCACCAUGCCUGCAUUUGUGCUGUUUUUGCCUGUCCGCCAAAACAUUUUCAUAUUUCUUCAACCAAUAAUGCAUACGUAGUUUGACUUUUGUGGAAUUGGGGCAAACAUGUUGAUGACCCCAAAUCGCAAUGUUUGAAAAAUAAUUCUGACUCAUUAUGAAAUACUUGGAUUCUUGUUCAUUUCAUUAAUUUUUGUUGUUUGUUUUAUGGCUUUCACAACCUUUAUAGACGACAUUUAGGUCUUUAUUUUAAAGAUGAAGUUCAGAAUAUUUGACGUUUGGCUUAAUCUUGAGGUUAGUGGGGGUUUAAUUAGUCGUUGGAGUUGAUUUCAACUAUUCCGCGCAGUUUGUCAGUUAUUUGUUAGUUUCAGGGCUCCAGAGUGGCUAAGCUAGUGCGAGUCAAUGGUGCUUGCUUAGCUAUGGUGACCAUAUUUUGAUAUCCAAAAAAGAAAACACUCAGGAUACUUAAAUUUUAAAUUAAAGUUCACUCAAAGAUGCCUUAUCAGUUAAUAUAUUUAAGAGUUAGUGACGGGAUCUGUCGUUCACUUGAGGAAACGAAUCCAUUCCAGUUCGUUCAGUAAAAAGACUCAUUCAAACAAAUGGUUCAACGAAUCGUUCGCCCCCCUCAUCCCCCUCCCCGCCCAAAUGAAUCGUUCGGUUAGUGAACGGGAAGUGACGUUGCCGAACGAAUCACCAAAGACCGCUUCACAGUAUAACUGAAUGGGAAGUGUCAUUGCUUGGUCCCUCCCUCUCUUGCAGACAGGCUCCUCAUUGACCGCUCGUCGUAGUUUCAGAAAUGAGUGACAGACGAUAUCAUUCUGCUUUCCCAGCCUCGUCUCCCUCCCGCUGCUGCAGAAGCGAGGGAGAACUUCCGCGUCGUCUGUCGUAUUUCUAUGGGAUCAAAGUCAUAGCUCGUGCUUGCAUUUCGAUUUAGGACACGGUUAAACAUUUUCCUUUUGUGGCGGGAGUGGGGGUUUGGGGUCGGGGGCGCACGUACUUUCUUUAGCAUGAUAUUGAUCACAUAUACAAUGCUGGUGCUACCACCCAACGCAGCAUGCUUGCUGUCACGAAAAUAGAAAUAAAUCGAAAGUUUAAUUUCUAAAUUUGGGACGACCAACACAUCAUAUUUACCUCACGCUCUGUUGUGUUUUGUUUUUAUGCUCAUCACUAUUAUUUUUGGUAACUAUUGUUAAAACUAAAGUGUAAAUAGCUAGUUGUCAAAUUUGUUGCUCUGAAAUGAAAACAAUACUACAUUUUGAUAUUUGACGGUUUCAUUGCAAAUCAGUAUUAAGAUGAUCGUAUUGAAUUUUUGCACUGGUAUUAAUAAAUAAAAUAAUCCGGUCAGCACCCCUGUUGUCCCCUCAUCUCAGAUCGUCAAAUGCUGACGAGAAAUAAUUGUUUGCUCUUUACGAUGUCGCCUUUCUACUCUCAUUAGUCUGUUAAGAAAAAUGUAGACAUAUUGUGACAUCUCCCGUGCCCGUGUGCGUUGUUUUUGGGCGCUUGAGUAGCACAUGAUGGACGGAUGGACAUAAUUUGUCAAACCAACCAACACCAGACACGCUCUGACACGGGAAAAAAAAAAAAAAACACUUGGAAAAAAUUGACAUGUAUAUACAGUUUCAUUGCAAAUCAGUAUUAUGGUGAUCAUACUAAAUAUUCUUUUUUUCUGUGCACAUAUGAGGUAAAUAUCGCUGCCAUGAAGCAUCCAUACAGUCACAGUUCUCUCCCCCCUGCACUGCCGUCACACGACCGCAGCUCAGCUUUUGCUUGCUUCGUAGCUACCCGCGAAAGAGUUUUAUACUACUGUAAAUUAGAUUUUUUAACUCGUUCACCGCAUGACUGGAAAGUUAAGUCAGCAGCAAGCGAGUAAGUGAACGGGAAGUGACAUAACUCAGUUUUGCCCAUUGCUUGCAUGUUGGCUGCUUAUUGGCCACACUUGGAAGUGGGUGACAGACGCCCUGAUUCUGUUUCCGCUCCCUCCCCUGCCCGCGAUGAGGCUGGUGUCUGAUUGGUUGUGUGCGAUGUCAGAAGACACUGCCACUUGCUCAACGCCCUCCCACGCAGCUAACAAGCCCCAACUUCAUAGAACGAAUCAGUGCAAAUGGUGAUUAGUUCGGUCUCGUUCACCCAAACAAUUCGUUCAAAAAGAACGAAUCUUUCACGACGGAUACAACACUAUUAAGAGUGUGCCUCCUCCGUCUGGAAAGUAAAAUUCUGUUUUAUUUUUAUGUUUAAACACUUUUUUUCUUUGUUCUCUAGGAACACUUCACAGGAAGCACAGUACCGUAGUAUUUUGUGCAAAGUGCCAGUCAAUUUCAACACACGCUAAUUGGUCCUGUGAAAAACUAUCCGGAUAUUUUGAUGAAUUUAUAAAACCCCGCCGGACGCCCCGGACAUGAUGUAAAAAGUGGACAUGGCCGGACAAAAGAGGACGCUUGGUCACCCUAGCUUAGCAUGCCAAUGAAAAAACGAUAUUAACAGAUGUAAUGUAGUCAAAUAAAUCUGAAAUGCAGAUCAUUGUUCCAAAUACUGGCAAAAACAAUGCAACACCAAAGUGACGUAAUUCAUUUCAUUCUGCAGGACCAGUUUUGUUUUUGUCAACAAUGACUAUAACGAAAAUAUUUCGUCGACGAACAAUUUUUUUGAUGACGAUGACGAGACGGUAACGAGCUAAAAAUGUGUCUUGGGAGACUAAAGCAUAAUGAGAGGAGUGCCAUUUUCCGUCAGACGACAACGAGACGAAAAUGCGCCACAAGUUCCGUCACAUGUUCGCAAAGUGUGAAAUUUUUGUGUGUAGUUAGCCUGCAUCAUAGCAGUAUCUGGUUGUGUCACUCAUAUGACGUGCUGCGACCCCCCCCCCCCUCGACUCACCUCUCCUCUCGAGGCUUGCUUGUUUUGAAACACACAGUCACAGUGAGAUUUGUUUUCUUAUCUUGGCAUGAGAGAAUAAGCAAUGUUGCUUUAGCCUUUAAAGAUCUAUGCUGAGUGAUCAUCACAAACUUAGCGUUAGCAUAGCAUUCGCGUUAGCAUUACAUUACUACAGUGGUGUGAAAAAGUAUCUGAACGUUUCUCACAUUUGUGCAUAAAAUCACCAUCAAAUCUGAUCUGAUCUUUGUCAAAAUCAAACAGAUGUAAAAACAGUCUGCUUUAACUAAAACCACCCAAAUAUUUAUAGAUUUUCAUAUUUUAAUGAGGAUAGCAUGCAAACAAUGACAGAAGGGGAAAAAUAAGUAAGUGAACCCUCUGCCUAAGGAGACUUGAAGAGCAAUUGAAACCAAUUUUUACCAAACAAUUUAAGUCAGGUGUGUGCCCAAUCACUGAUGAGUGGUUUAAAGCUGCCCUGCCCACAAUAAAACUGGUGUGCAUCAUGCCUCGGUCAAAAGAGCUGUCUGAAGACCUGCGAUCAAGGAUUGUUGAUUUGUAUAAAGCUGGGAAAGGAUACAAAACCAUCUCUAAAAGUCUGGAUGUUCAUCUGUCAUGGAGUAGGGCUGUCCCAAACAACUAAUUUUCUCCCGAUUAGUCAGCCGACUAUUUUUACGAUUAGUCGACUAAUCUAAUAAUUAUUAUUAUUAUUAUUUUUUUACUAAUUUAGCAAUGACAUUUUUGUUGACGCUUAUCAAUUCACAAAAAACAUAUUGGAACACUCAAAUUAUUUAUUAAAGUACAAAUAAACACGUAAAUAACAAUAAUAAAUCACAAAUAAACAAUGAGUUCAAAUGCUGAUAGAAUUAACUAGUGUAGCAUCCCGAUUGAAAAGACGGUCUCUUAAACUGAUGGUUUACAACUUUUAUUCCAUCCUUGAUGUAAACACACCGUAAGAGCUACGGUGCACACAAAUAAAGCAACACAGUUAGAAAUUAACAAAAACUUUUCACCUUUUUCCUUUUAAACCUUAUUUAUAUACCAAUGAAUUGCCUAUAUGAAUUGCCUUUACCUUAAUUUAUUACCUUAUCAUUGACAAUCUCUCCCUUGAGUGCAAUCACUGUAUAUACUGUAUAUAUUUAUGACCUUUUAACCUCAUAUAAUUUUCUAUACCAUAAAAUAAACCAUAACAUGAAAUAAACCUUUCAAUUAGCAUGAAGAACAAUACUAAUAGCACUUAUAGGCCCAUUGUCAAUGAAACAUUAUUAUUUAGUAAGGCGACAGCACCCUCUGGUGUACAAAAAAUGAAAAAGAAAAAAAAAUUACAAACUGCAUGAAGGCGCUUGAGGUAUUUAUUCACGGCCGACAUGCAGCCAAGCUUGGCAUUGAAGAGACAGGACAGAAGAGUGUACUCUCCUUUGUUUCUUUGAAAUAAGGCAAUGUUUUGGACACUCUGGUGCGCUUUUUUUGGCUUUGUGCCACUUUCCCCGCUUGCAAACAGAGCAUCCGACAUUCUAACUCUCCACGCAUAUAUUUUUUUAACCCUUCAUUAACCGUCGACGGGAUGUUGUGCUCGUCGACGGAUUUAUGUCAUCGAUGACGUCGACUAUGUCGACUAGUCGGGACAGCUCUAAAAUGGAGAGAGUUUGGCCACCAAAGAUGACGCCGAGAGUUUAGUGCAGAAUACUCAGAGAGAUAAAAAAGAACCCUAGAGUGUUUUCUAAAAAGUUAUAGAAAUCACUGCCACAGUUCGGUAUCUCUGUGGACACAUAACAACUAUACAUAAACCUAUGGCCAAGAAUGGUGUCCAUGGGAGGACUCCACGGAGGAAGCCACUGCUGUCUAAAAAAUAUAUUGUUGCUCGUCUAAUGUUUGUAAAAAGGCACUUGGAAACUCCACAGACGUUUUGGCAAAAUAUUUCGUGGUCUGAUUAAACCAAAGUUGAAUUGCUUGGAAGUAACACACAACGACAUGUGUGGAGGAAAAAUGGAACAGCUCACAAACAUCAACACCUCAUCCCCACCGUGUAGCAUGGUGGAGGGAGCAUCAUGAUUUAGGGCUGCUUGCUGCCUCAGGGCUUGGACAACUUCAAUCAUUAAUGGAAGAAUGAAUUCAAAAGUUUAUCAGGAUGUUUUGUAGGGACACCUGAGGCUGUCUGUCAGACAGUUGAAGCUAAAAAGAGGAUGGAUGCUGCAACAAGACAAUGAUCCAAAACACAGAAGUAAAUCAACUUCAGAAUGGUUUCAGAAGAACAAACUACACGUUCUGUCGUGGCCAAGUCAAAGUCCAGACUUGAACCCCAUUGACAUGACCUAAAGACAGCGAUUAAUGCCAGACAUCCCAGCAUCUGACUGAACUACAGCAGUUUUGUAGAAAAGAAUGGGCCAAGAUUAAUCCUGAUCGAUGUACCAGACUGAUCUGCAGCAUCUGGUUGAAGUUAUUGCUGCCAAAGCGGGGGGCCACAAAAUAUUAAAUGUGAUGGUUCGCUUACUUAUUUUUCCCCCUUCUGUACUUUUUUUUUUUUUUUUUUUUUGCAUAUUAUCCUGAUUAAAAUAUGAAAACCUAUAAAUGUUUGGGUGGUUUUAGUUCAAGCAGACACAGUUUUUUCAUCUGUGUGAUUUUGACAAAUUUCAGAUCACAUUUGAUGGUGAGUUUAUGCAGAAAUGUGAAAAUUCCAAAAGGUUCAGAUACUUUUUCAUACCACAGGCACCAAUGACUCGCGAUAGCUUAGCCACUCAAGAGCCCUGCAAUUAACAAACAACGAACAAACUGCACAGAAUUUGUUGAAAUCAACUCCAACGACUAAUUAAACACCCGCUGACUCAAAGAUGAAGCCUUAUGUCAAAAAUUCUGAACUGCUCCUUUAAAUUUAUUUAGGCUAUAGGAGAGUCAACUACAUGAGAUGAAGUUUUUCGCUGCCUCUCCUCAAUCUCCGCCUAUGAAUGCAAACGUGUUAUCUUACACGAUUUGUUGAGAUCAAGUUUGGUUUGUGUAUUGUUUUUCUAUCUUGUGGAAAUAAAUACAUUGGUGAAGAGACAGAUUUUCCAGAGAAUGCAAAUUUUCUGUGUGAAAGCAUCCUAAAAUGUUAACGUUAGAUUUUUAUCUGUAUGUUUUGAUUUAUUUGGCUCAAGUUACGUAAAAUAAGAAACAAAUAAAACAUUUUGAUGAGCAGUAUGUCAUCCUGGAAAUCUUAGAACACUGACACCGUUGUCCCUUAGCAUCAUAAAAGACACAAGGGGCUUUUAAUUAAUGCCAACAUAAACCAGUCAAAAGCAAUGAUAGAUGUUCCUCUAUUAUUAGUCUUUUUUCCCCCUUUCAAACAUAACCUUGCGAUCAACCCAGUGAUUUUUUUUACGACUAAACCCACAGAAACAGUUGAUGGUGUGAAUGCCAUACCAAAGCAUCGUGAUCAUUGUCUUUAUUUGCAGUUGCAAAACAUGCCGGGAACCAUAAAAGAAACAAUGGUCUCCCACCCAAAUAUAACCACCAUAAAGGGAUUUGUCUCAAGCCUUUUUGAGCCUUUUAGGGAUGCUAAAGGUCGAGAUUAAGACAUUUGAUAUUAUAAAUGAUUUUGUAACUCUAAAUGUUAAAAUGCUUUAUCAAAACUGGUAAAUUCCGAUUGCCAACCAAUCAUUAAGGUUGAGUUUUUUUUUUUUUUGCUUUAUGUGAAGCUGUUUUUUAGGCACUGGUUGCUAAAUCCUAACUCUGAAAAGAGUUCAUGUACAUUUGCCAAAAUUUCUGUCUAUUUAUUGUAUUUGCCUUGGAGUUAUAUGUGUUUUUCCUAUGCGAAAUAAUAUUACUUCUUCUGAUUGGAAGCAUUUCGUCGGAUGAAUCUACUGGCCGGAAAAACUUGGACAUUCUAGUCAUUCAAAGCACUGUAUUGUAGCUGAAGGCCAAAGUAUCCAGUGAUAGAACUAUUUGAACUCAUGGGAAAUAAGAUUCCCGGUGGACGACAUUUUCAAAAGGAUGAAAAGGACCCCAAAGUGGGACUUGAAGGGAUUCUCUAAGUUUCCACUCACUGCUGAGUUACUCAAGGGACAGUCAUCACUGGAAAAGACAAACAAACAUGAGACAACACUCUGAUUCAUCUAUUUGAGUCUCUAGUGGUUGUUUUAUAACAGUGUAACUUAUGAGAUACUGAUUAAUAAAAUUAUGUUACUACACUGAGACGUUGUACGUAUUAGUUUGUCUAAUGUACACAGCUGGCCAAAAGUAUUGGCACCCCUGCAAUUCUGUCAGAUAAUGCUUAAUUUCUCCCAGAAAAGAAUUACAAAUGCUUUGGUAGGAAUAUCUUCAUGUAUUUUGCUUGCAAUGAAAAAACACAAAAGAGAAUGGGCGAAAAAAAUCUAAUCAUGAUCAUUUUACACAAAACUCCAAAAAUGGGCCGAACAAAAGUAUUAGCACCCUCAGCUUAAUACUUGGCGGCUUCUGGUAUCCAUCAAUGAGUUUCCUACAAUUCUCUGCUGGAAUUUUAGUCCAUUCUUCUUCGGCCAACUGCUGCAGGUCCCUGAGGU
Molecule: messenger RNA, 10424 nt
Organism: Corythoichthys intestinalis (scribbled pipefish)
Lineage: Eukaryota; Metazoa; Chordata; Actinopteri; Syngnathiformes; Syngnathidae
Product: receptor activity-modifying protein 3-like
Exons: 4
Coding region: 239-736 (165 amino acids)
Biological process (GO): intracellular protein transport; receptor internalization; protein localization to plasma membrane
Cellular component (GO): signaling receptor complex; membrane; cell surface
Molecular function (GO): coreceptor activity
Source: RefSeq, a predicted model, not a curated record